Messenger RNA from Lemur catta (Ring-tailed lemur), 1108 nucleotides. RefSeq names its product family with sequence similarity 216 member A (gene FAM216A). The record is from RefSeq and is a predicted model, not a curated record. Bases 162 to 863 code for a protein of 233 amino acids. Lineage: Eukaryota; Metazoa; Chordata; Mammalia; Primates; Lemuridae. The transcript is spliced from 7 exons.
GAAGCUAUUCGGGCAGGGUCCGGACGGCCUCGGAAGGGACUGGAAUCCGGCGCCAUCCGCCUCUUCGCCCCAGUACCUCGCCGCCUGACGCACGCGUGCUGACGGCGCGGGGAACGGGGACAGCUUCUCCCGCACACAGCUCGCGGCCGGCCACUGCGGAGAUGCCGGGCCAGGGCCCAGGGUCCGACUGGACCGAGAGCCCCUCUUCCUCAGGGCCGCCCGCAGCGGCCGGGACCGAGGGCGGCGGCGGCGGAUCAGCUGGACAUUCUUAUUACCAGAAUUCUAAAGGUACUGAUAGAAUCAAAGAUGGACACAAAGUGGACUCACACAUAGCCAAGCUACAAGAGCAUCCAGACCUCACUGUAAUCCAGAAGCGUUAUCUGUGCAGUAUUGCUAAGAUGUACAAUGCAAACUAUCUGAAGGUGUUAAUGAAGAGGCAGUAUAUGCAUGUGAUUCAGCGCAACUCACCAAAGCCAGGUGUCCUCACUCAUCACAGGAGCCGCCUCAGCUCUCAUUACUCACAGAAACAGCAUUAUCCCUGUACUACAUGGCGACACCAGCUGGAGAGAGAGGACUCAGGGCCUUCUGACGUUGCAGCUGCAUCUGCACCUGAAAUGAUCAUGCAGCAUUCCCUUUGGCGACCCGUCAGAAACAAAGAAGGGUUAAAAACUGGAUGUGCAUCUAAAACAAGAUGUAAGUCACUGAAGAUUUUUAGAAAACCAGGCCAACUGGUCAUGCAACCAGUUUCUUCAAAUGGUUCCGAAUCAUACAUGAGUGAAGAAAAAAAGGAAGAAGAUUUACUAAAUAAGUGUAUGCAGUCAAUGUCAAUCGAAGAACAGGGAGAACAUCUGAUGUUAACUUGAUAGUCUUGUCUUGCAUAUUUAAUUUGUGCCAAAGGUGGGGGGAAAGUUGUGAAGUGUGUCCUCUCUACACUUAGGAUAGUAUUGUUAUUCACGAUUAAGUCAUUAAGUAAUUUUGCUUUGUUCAGUAACUUUUACAACAAUGUAAUUGGUCUGAUAUAGUUCCAUAUUUGUGUAAUAAAAUUUAUGUGUAGUAUAUGCUUGUAUUUCUAGCUAGAUACAAUUAAAAUGUUUCUUGUCACUUAAAA